AUCAACAAGUGCAAGCAAAAGGAGAAGAAAUGGUGAAAGCAGUAGUGGGAGAAGAAAUACAGCUCAAAUUAGCUGAAAAUCGGCUCGGCAAAUCUGGACUUCCUUCUCAGGUAGGGCUUGUAAUUGGGAAUUUGAGUUCGAAAUUAGAUCGAGGAUUCCUAUUUGAUUUAAUCCCAACGCCGCCAAACGACGGCGGUAAACCGGCCUGUUCCAUAAUCGGCGGCAGCAUAAAAGAUGAUCGGAAAAGGCAUUGAAAGGGAAGUUGCAGCCUGAUUCUUCGGCAUUGUUCAUUGACCAAGAUUGGGUUGCUAAACACGCUCGUCAGGUUUGGUCUUGAAUUAAGAGAAUCCCAAGUAAGAAAAUUAUUUAAUUACCUCAAAAACAGUAACAGAAAUCGAAGAGUGCAUGCAAGCAAAAGGAGAAGUAAUGGUGAAAGCAGUGGUGGGAGAAGAAAUACAGCUCAAAUUAGCUGAAAAUCGGCUCGGCAAAUCUGGACUUCCUUCUCAGGUAGGGCUUGUAAUUGGGAAUUUGAGUUCGAAAUUAGAUCGAGGAUUACUAUUUGAUUUAAUCCCAACGCCGCCAAACGACGACGCUAAACCGGCCUGUUCCAUAAUCGGCGGCAGCGUAAAAGAUGAUCGGAAAAAGGCAUUGAAAGGGAAGUCGCAGGCUGAUUCUUCGGCAUUGUUCAUUGACCAAGAUUGGGUUGCUGAACACGCUCGUCAGGUAGGGAGAAUGCUAUUGGGUGGCAUGAAGGUGGUUGGCAUCUAUGUCUGGACCAAUGAGAGCUCAUUCAAAAAUUCAACCAUCACACUUUGUCAGACUGCAAAAGCAGUUUCUGAAGCGGCCCCUCUGUCGGAAGUGGAUUGGGACGAGAGAUUGCUUGUUCACAUUGGUUACAGUCCCUUGAGGUGGACUUGUCGAAAUUGCUCGCUGGCUUCAAAUAUUACGUCGAGCAGUCUACGACCUUGUGACUUUAAAAUGGGAAAAGUUCUUAGUACCCUUCAGGCAUUCAGAUGCACAUUUAACUUUGAUUUAAGGUUGCCCAUUUCCGAGGAUUUAGUGAGCAAAAGAUUGGCUGACAUUCUUCGUCAUGGAAUUUCAAUUCAUGCCAAAGAGCUUAAAAGUGCCAAGGCGUUGAUUGAUGGGAAAUUGGCAAUUGAAGACGAGCAAUUUGAUUCAGGCAGCUUACAUGAUGUUGAAUUCCUCCUACCUUUCACGGAAGAUAGGUAUUUGGAAGCAUGCAGCCAAAAGGAGGUAAUAGGUCUUCUAGUCUUCAGUGGCUCUAUCUGCUCCUAUGCUUACUCAAAUUCGAAGGAACCGGUUUCUCAAGCUUUGACUGACAUAAAGGAAGACAUAAUUAAGAGUCUAAGAAGCAGAUUAGAUAUCAUGUGUGAUGAGGCAGACAGAGAAUCAGAUUCUAAAGAUGACAAAGCUGAAGAGAGCAGCAACCGGAUAUUGAAUGGGAGUGCAGUUCUGCAACUUGAUUUACAGUUACUGAGAAAAGAGUGCAGCCUGUCAUUUCCUCGAAGAGUGUUUCUACCCUGGCUGGCUGAUACAUUCCUUUGUGACUAUAUACAACCGUCUGAAUCAGUUGAGGUUCUCAAGGAUCAUUUUGCCGAGCUCAUGUCUAUAGAGUUCCCGAACGAUUCUGCCAAGAUCUUGGAGCCUGAAACUGAAGCUCCUGCAUUGGUAUCUACCACAAUAAAAUCGUUUAGGGAGGUGUCAACUCCAUCUUCCUUGCUACUACCAAAGCCAGACAAUUCUCUCUCAAGGCAGAAUAGAGCUGGUACGAGUUUGGGAAGUGACCAGAAAUCUACGAAACUAUCUAGUUUUAGCUUCAUUAUUGCUGUUUUGGUUCUUGUUAUAUCAAUUGUUCUAGGAGUUGUGCUAUUUGUUGCCAGGUCGUCCUAGCUAAUACUGUGGCUUACAAAAAAUUGUGUUGAGAACAAAUAUCAUUUACUGUCUCUUCUAUAGUUCUAUGUACUCUUGCCAUGAAUUAAAA
Molecule: messenger RNA, 2002 nt
Organism: Nicotiana attenuata
Lineage: Eukaryota; Viridiplantae; Streptophyta; Magnoliopsida; Solanales; Solanaceae
Product: protein odr-4 homolog
Exons: 13
Coding region: 406-1911 (501 amino acids)
Biological process (GO): intracellular protein localization
Cellular component (GO): endomembrane system
Source: RefSeq, a predicted model, not a curated record